Acaulospora morrowiae is the source of this 1919-nucleotide messenger RNA. NCBI's taxonomy places the organism in Eukaryota, Fungi, Glomeromycota, Glomeromycetes, Diversisporales, Acaulosporaceae. The record is from the annotation of a GenBank genome assembly.
UUGGAGUUGUGGAUGGGGGAUUGGCAGUUACCAACGAGAUUCUCCAAAGGGAGAAAGGUUGCACACACGAGGGCGCCUCCAAAUGGGCGGUAGCUCAUGGGUGUUGUAACAGUCAAUUCCACACUCCCAAAGAAGAGGUAUUACCAGCCGGCUUCUCCAAAGGGAGAAGGGUUGCACACACGAGGGCGCCUCCAAAUGGCGGUAGCUCGUGGGGGAUGAGUGACUACUUUUUGUCAGUUCCUUUUAUGACAUGCAAGAUCAUUGAAUUUCUGCGUCAGCUUGAUUUGGAACAGAACCUAAUAAGUUCUGAACGGGAAUCGAUCCACAGAGAAUAUACGAAAAAUCUGAUGAUAUUAAGUAAGGAUCAAAAUCUUCCACAAUUCGCUCGGGAUCAUGCAAAAAAAUUAAAAAAAGAACUAUCAUCCAAGGAAGUUGCAUCAUUUUGGGACUUAAUAUUAGAACGUGAGAAACUUCGUGCUACUGCAGCUCAUGAUUACACGCUACUACAACAAGUUCGAGCAAAACAUGUUGCAAUAGGUAUCACUGACGUUUCUAGAGUACAACAAAAUAACGAAGUUGAUACAAUUGCUGUGGAAAAUAUGGAAGGUGAGCCUUCAAAUGUGAGAAUGAUUCGAAAACGAAAGCCCGUUGAUUACUCUGAACUUGAUUCUGAUACAAGUCUAAAAUAUUCAGAAAAUAAAAAGCAAAAGUCCAAUAGAAGCAAGAAAAUUGAAAAAUUUCCAUCAAUUGAAAAUAAUAUCGAAGUCAACCACUUCCCUCUCGAACUUAUCAAUGAUAAUAAUGACAAUAAGAACGAUAACGAUGAGAAUGAUGAGAGCGAGGAUAAUGAAAGCGAAAGUAAUGAAAGUGAGGUUGAUGAGAUUGAGAGUGAAGCAAUUGUUUCAAAAUUGGAUGAAUUAAAAAAGCAGUUAAAAUCUCAAUCAAGAAAUGAGUGGAUCGUAGGAACAAUUAAUGUGUCAAGAAAGUUCAAAGAAUACCAAUUGAAGUUAAUAGAAAACAUAAUGGAAAAUGUAAGAGAAGGUAUAAAAAUAACAUGGGAUAACAAGUACGAUAUAUUAGCACUUGCAUCAAUAAUCGUGUUGAUUAAACCGUGCCCAUAUUCUACUUUUACCCCUGAUGAAUGGAAACAAGUAGUUAAUACCAAUCCUUAUGCUGUUAAAGAACCGAUUUGGACUAAACCCUUUGCAUCCUCAUUAAUUGAGGCAUGCAUUAACAUUGCAAUGGGAUUAGAUGGUAAUUUCGUAUCAAAUGAUGAAAACAAUUUGAGUAAAAAAGCUAGUCGAAUAUUCAAUAAUCUAAAAGAAGACUUAACAUCAGCACAAACAAAAAAAAUCACCGAAAAUGAGCAUCGAUUUUAUUACCUAGACCCUUUAUUGAGGUCAUUUUUCUGUGGAGAUUCAAAAUAUUACAAAGUAAGGUUGGAUAAAAGCGUAAAGGGUUCUCUAAAAAGACCAGAUUUUAGUUGUAGAGUCGAUGAUAUUACAAUAUUAAAUUCCGAAGUAAAGCCUUUGGGUUGUACAGAAUUACAAAAAAACAAAGAUUUUAUCAAGGUACAAUUACGAUCAAAGAAGUCAAUAAAUCAGUUGUUAAAUGAAGGUGGUCCAAAUCAAGCAAUUAUUUUAUUAAAUAUGGGGGAUGAUGUAAACUCAUAUAUUAUGGAUUUACAAUAUGAUGCUAUGUAUCGAUCAUGGCCUUUGCUUGCCACCAAAUUAGUAACGGAAAAGGCAUUAUUUCCAUUAUUGAUAUUGACAAUUUUCCAUUUUGAUAAUAUAGAGCAACAAGUUCAGAGGAUCGCAAACGAAUAUUUUAAUAGAUCAAAUCAUCACACUCCUCCCGAACAAAUCGACUACAUUAUUGAAGAACCGAACUCAUCCGGAUUUAAGGAGUUAUUGAGCUAA